Molecule: messenger RNA, 2210 nt
Organism: Mytilus trossulus (common blue mussel)
Lineage: Eukaryota; Metazoa; Mollusca; Bivalvia; Mytilida; Mytilidae
Product: mucin-2-like
Exons: 3
Coding region: 97-1137 (346 amino acids)
Source: RefSeq, a predicted model, not a curated record
UUAAUUGAACUUUGUAGUAGUUUAUCUUCAAAUUUGAUAAAAUUCAAUCUCUAAAUAUUGAACAAUGGCGUGUUCGUCAUAAUUCAUACAAGGAAAAUGGCUGAUUUCAAAACAAUGUUUCUUCAGUUAUUAUGGAUUCUUCUUGUCAUGAAGAGUGUGGAUUCUGCGGAUACUACAGGAAAACACACAGGGUCGCCUAAACCACCAAUGAUUAAUACAAUAAUUAACUCGUCAACACCCGUACUAACAACAGUACCAGCAGCAACACCAACAACACCACCGACAACUCUAAUUACCAAAUCAACAACCAUUCCAUCGACAACUAUAACAACCGUUCCAUCGACAACUUCAACAAUAAAAUCAACAAAAGUACCAUCUACAACUUCCAAAAUAAAAUCAACAACCGUUCCAUCAGUAAGUUCAACAACAAAAUCAACAACAGUACCAUCGACAUCUUCAACCACGGUACCAUCGAUCACUUCACCAACAAUAACAGCAACUGUACCACUGACUAAUACAGAAACAAAAACAUCAAUAACUGUACCAGAUUCAACUUCUGUACCAACUAUAACAACAGUAAACAAAUCAGAUAUACCACCAACGACAGCAACGUCAAAAUCUGAGCUAACGGUUAGUGCAACUAUUACUGGUUCUACAAACACUCCAUCACCAACACCAAUGAAAAUUCCGACCCCUAUCACUUCUCAAAGACCCCAAACAACAGAUGGUACAGAAUCAAGUGGAACAAGUACAGAAGAAACAAAUAGCACAGUGGCAACUACAAGUACAGAAGAAACAAAUAGCACAGUGGCAACUACAAGUACCAAGACAGCAACACUCAAACCAAGAAAAACAACUCAUAAGUCGACAGUAACAGAAACGUCACAUAAACCGACAAUGCCUACUAAAGGAACAACUGAAGCACAAAAUGGGAGUAAGAGUAAAUCUAAAUCGUACGACAGAGAACUUGUUAUAAUAUUCGGUGUUAUGUUAGGACUAAUGUUUGUUGUCAUUGUUAUUUUUGGAAUACAUAAGUGUCGCCAUAGAAACAAAGAAUCGGACGAUUUACCAAUGUCGUCUGCGGACAAAUAUAGAAACGGUGGAGAGGACGUUACCAUAGCAGCAUCUUCGUUUUGAUAUUUGAGGAUUAAGCUGAUGUGUUCACUUUUUAUUGAAACAUUAUACGUUAUUGUUUAUUGAAAUGCAUUGUUCAUGUACUUGAUUUAGUAUUAUCUCAAUGGGCAAAUCAUUCAUGUAUAUUAUUUACUUUUUUUCGCACGAAUUUCACUAUUUACCUUAUCAUUAAAUUCAUAAUCAUAAAUUAUGAUCAUAAAUAUCUAAAAUGUGAAUACAAAUGAAAUACUAUUCUGACACAAAUUGAGAAAUAUUUUAUUCGAUGUGUUUAAUUAAUAAUUCCUUUGAUUUUUCUUAAUCAAAUUGAUGUAUAUGAUUUGAAAAACGGAACGCUAUUUUCAACACCAACACUGCAUCGAUCAAAGGAGUAGGUUCAGUAAGACCCCUUUUUGGUCCCAAAAUGUAGCAGAUUUACAAAAUUGUUAAAAGGUUAAACUUUUAGUUUUUUAAUGCACAGUAGAAUGCUUCUGCUACAUAAAUAUGGGCUGUUUUUGACAAUACAAUGCACAUGUAUCGGAUACGAGCACCAUUAAGUCAUGCUAAAUUACUGAAAUCUUCACAAUUCUAGCAUUUUAGUUAAAUUUUAGACGGUUUACGUGUAAAACUAAAGUGGCCGCAUUCGUGUUCAUCCUUUAUAUUGAAAUGUAAGUUGUAUUUUAUGAUAAGACAUGACAUAUAUCAAGGUUGAGGAUGAACACGGAUGCGGCCACGUUCAUUUUUGACAAAAACUAUAUGAAAAGUGAUAUUUUUCGGCAUAUUUGAUAGAUUUUUCAUAUUUGAGCCAGAAUCGGAUCGUUUUUAAUGACUAAAUCAGUUAAAAUCUUUCCCAUUAACUAAUUGAUUCAAAUGAAAUAAACACUUAAGUGUUUAAAAAGUGGUCUAAAUCUUUCGUCAGAUGAACCUAAAAUUUGAGGCCAAAAUCGGUCCUUACCGGACGACUCCUUUGCCAGACAUUGGCAUGUCAAGUUUCCAUUACAUAAAAAGUCCAUUUUACUACAAUGUAUCCAUUGACUGAUCCGUUGACGAUUUACGAAUCUCUCCAUUGCAUAAACAUACCUACAGUUCUAAAAGAAACC